Limanda limanda (common dab) is the source of this 2631-nucleotide messenger RNA. Its product is annotated as F-box/LRR-repeat protein 14-like. Gene Ontology annotation, molecular function: protein binding. The coding region runs from base 585 to 1796 and encodes 403 amino acids. NCBI's taxonomy places the organism in Eukaryota, Metazoa, Chordata, Actinopteri, Pleuronectiformes, Pleuronectidae. Gene Ontology annotation, biological process: SCF-dependent proteasomal ubiquitin-dependent protein catabolic process. The transcript has a single exon. The record is from RefSeq and is a predicted model, not a curated record. Gene Ontology annotation, cellular component: SCF ubiquitin ligase complex.
UUCUCAUUAGUGGGAGACCGGGAUGCUCCGCCGCCGCUGCUGGAAAUGCUUCAGGACCUGAAGGAGCCUGGGAGCCGCCUUGUUACCAGACACCAGCUCCGUCUCUGGAGGUUCACACCGGCAGGAUCGCUUCUGGAUCCGCUCUGCGAGGAGCCGGAGUGAAGAGAGAGUUGUUCGGAGCCGGAGCUCGUUCGUCUUUGACGCUCACAAGUUUAGACAGCUAAUGCUAACGCUAAGCUAAUAAUAUUAGCCUCGCUCGCUAGGUAAAUACGCUGCUCGCUUCUCGGACUUUCCAACGAACCAGGCCGUCCACCUCGGACCCGGGUCGGCAGGAGACAGCUUACACCACAUCAGAUUCAGGUGGGACGGGGAGGCUCGCUCCUCGGAGGAGAUGGGUGGAUUUUGGUGGCGCUGCACAUAAAGCUAAGUGGCUGUUAGCAUACAAGCUACAUGCUAGCUGGCGGGUGCUAACGCCGCCGAGCCGGCCAGCCAGCAACUUCCCCCGCGGAGUUUCGGCGAGCUAACCACGGCUGUACCGUCGCCCACGGGCCCGCUCGGUCGCUGGAAGCCCCCCGCCUGCACCCAUGUUCGAAAUGGAGACACACAUCUCGUGCCUUUUCCCGGAGAUCCUGGCCAUUAUUUUCAGUUAUCUGGACGUAAAAGACAAAGGGAGAGUAGCCCAAGUGUGCGGGGCCUGGAGGGACGCGUCCUACCACAAGUCGGUGUGGAGGGGGGUGGAAGCCAAGCUGCAUCUGCGGCGGGCCAACCCGUCCCUGUUCCCCAGCCUGCAGACCAGGGGCAUCAAGAAGGUCCAGAUCCUCAGCCUGAGGAGAAGCCUGAGCUACGUGAUCCAGGGGAUGCCGCACAUCGAAAGCCUUAACCUGUGCGGCUGCUUCAACCUCACGGACAACGGGCUCGGACAUGCCUUUGUGCAGGACAUCCCGUCUCUGCGGGUGUUGAACCUAAGCCUCUGCAAGCAGAUCACAGACUCCAGCCUGGGCAGGAUUGCUCAGUACCUCAAAAACCUGGAGGUGCUUGAACUCGGCGGCUGCAGCAACAUCACCAACACCGGCCUGUUGCUCAUCGCCUGGGGUCUGCACCGGCUCAAGAGCCUGAACCUGCGCAGCUGCAGGCAUGUGUCCGACGUGGGCAUCGGGCACCUGUCCGGCAUGACCCGCAGUGCUGCAGAGGGCUGCCUGUCCCUGGAGAAGCUGACCCUGCAGGACUGCCAGAAGCUGACCGACCUGUCCCUCAAACACGUCUCCAAGGGCCUGAACAAACUCAAAGUGCUCAACCUCAGCUUCUGUGGAGGGAUCUCAGACGCUGGGAUGAUCCACCUGUCACACAUGACCCACCUGUGCAGCCUGAACCUGCGCUCCUGCGAUAACAUCAGUGACACGGGGAUCAUGCACCUGGCCAUGGGCUCCCUGCGGCUGUCUGGACUCGAUGUGUCUUUCUGUGAUAAGAUCGGGGACCAGAGCCUGGCCUACAUCGCCCAGGGCCUGUACCAGCUCAAGUCCCUCUCUCUGUGCUCCUGCCACAUCAGUGACGAUGGCAUCAACCGGAUGGUGCGGCAGAUGCACGAACUCAAAACUCUCAACAUUGGACAGUGUGUGAGAAUCACAGACAAAGGGUUGGAGUUGAUAGCCGACCACCUGACCCAGCUGACAGGGAUCGAUCUGUACGGUUGUACCAAGAUCACCAAGAGGGGUCUGGAGAGGAUAACGCAGCUCCCGUGCCUUAAAGUGUUAAACCUGGGACUGUGGCAGAUGACCGAGAGUGAGAGAGUGAGGUGAAAAGAGUAAUCUAAUUUAGUAAUCAUGUGUUUUCAUUGUGCAUAGCGCUCAGUUUCUUAAUUUUGAUUUCUAAACUGUGACUAAAAACAAGGAGAGGGACUCAUCGAUCACUGGAAUAUUGUUCACCUCUGCUGCAAUAUCCACCUUUACUCUGACUUUCUCAGUUUUGUUCUCUCUCUCUCUCUCCUCUGGAGGUGCAUCGUUUAAUCUCAGCCGGUGUUCAGUUCUUACUAUCUAGCUACCUCACCCAUCUAACACAGGAGUGCCUACGAUUGCUGAACACCAGAGUACAUUGCUUAUUUUUGUGACUCACCCACCAAUGGAGAUUUUGAUAUUUCAGAAAAAGUGUCAUUGCAGAAUAUUAGGUAGGCAUUUAAACUCUUAACAGAAAGGCUGGAGAACCUUGGAUUGAAGUUUUGAUAGAUUUUUUUUUGUCUGACGUAUUUUUUUACUUGUAACCAGUAUUUUUUUUGUAAUGAACGACUGUUGUUGACAAAAUUGUACUUCAAAUUGAAGUGGGUGGAUCACUCCUGUUUGUCAUUGUUUACGUAUGUAUAGUUGGCUAUGUUUCGUAUUCCUGAGGAAACAAGUAUGUAUCAGAUGUUCCGCUAUGCUUCUCUGUCUAAGGUUCAUCAACUCGACUCCAAUAACGCAUAGUAAUUAACAUGCUGCCAAGGCUUUAUGCAAUACCUUAAACUGAUCACCAGUGGGUUUUCUCCUGAGGAGCUUCCAACGAUAGUGUCAGAGUAUUUGUUUAAAAAAAGCAGUAAUUUAAGAUUGUUUUAUAUUCAUACAGUAGUGAUAUUUAUGAAUAAAGAUGGCAAAUACGUUUCAA